This is a messenger RNA of Rhipicephalus sanguineus (brown dog tick), 6833 nucleotides long. RefSeq names its product histone deacetylase complex subunit SAP130-A (gene Sap130). Gene Ontology annotation, cellular component: Sin3-type complex. The transcript is spliced from 25 exons. The coding region runs from base 58 to 3864 and encodes 1268 amino acids. Lineage: Eukaryota; Metazoa; Arthropoda; Arachnida; Ixodida; Ixodidae. The record is from RefSeq and is a predicted model, not a curated record. Gene Ontology annotation, biological process: negative regulation of transcription by RNA polymerase II.
UUUUUCUUGUUUCCGAGGCCUCACGCUUAUCCCGCCACAUUUUCGCCCCAGCCGGACAUGCGCACAAGUACAGUAAAUUCGACAGCUUAUGUUGCUUCGUGGGGGCAGGAGUUUAAAAUACCUACAGCUGGUAUAUCCGUCCGAAUGCAAAAGAUGUCAGGGGUGCAGAAGGCCCCCGGCAGCGUCGAGCUGAAGCUGCCUGACAAAGGGGAGCAGCCGAUGGACCUGGCUCCCAGAACGGCGCAUCAGCACGCCGCCGUCGCCGCCUCCGCAGCCAAACCGACGCAACUGCAGGUCACCACCAUCGGUCCCGCGCUCCGACCUCACCUGGACACGGCCAAGUCGGCAUUCACGACGCUGGGACAGAGGCUUCCUGCAUCUCCGAGGCCAGUCUUACAGCCAGCCAUUUCUGUGUCCUCAACUGGCGGAAAUGUAAUCGCUGCCUCAGUCACGCCAUCAUAUACAGUAAAGUCUGUGGGGGGAUCUUCAGUGCCACAGCUAUCUACGUUGCGACAUAUGGUGACGCCAUCGGCGACGGGGUUGUCAUCACCGAAUGCUGGCACCAUCGUUACUUCGAUAGCAUCUCCGAUGGCAUCCAUUAUCCGCGGCAACACCAUCACCACCACCCAGAUUGGUCACACUCUCUCGCACCAGUUCUCUUCGCAUGUACCACGAGGGCCAGCAGCUGUCGCAAGCAUCAACACUGCUCCGAAGUCGGCACUCGCAACGCCCAUGUUGCGGUCUUCAAUGAGUCAAGCAAGCACAGCACCUCACAUACCUGUUGGCAGGACGCGCCCAGUGUACAAGAUGACCAGAUGGAUUGCGAAGUUUCACGAGCCAGUGGAGGAAUUUAUCCGUGAAGACUAUGAGUCUGCACAGCAGGCACGGGCAGCGGGGCUGGUUCCUGCUAGGGCGGCGUUUCCAUCCAUGCCUCGAUCAGCGGGCUUGUCGAUGGCGCAGGUGAUGGACUUGCAGAAAACAUAUGGGGUGCCCAGGUCUGGCUCGCACGGAGGAGCCGGUCAGGUGCAGAUUGGCUUUGCCUCGGGACGCUCCUUAGAACCCUUGGCACGGACUACACUUGGCCACCCCUCGGUUUCUGUAGCCAAGUCUCUGCACGUCACCCAACCCAUUGUGCACAGCCUUCAUCAGGUUCCCGAGAAGACGUUCAAGUGCAACACAUCUCCAGCCACCGUCCAGUAUACAGCGGUGCCUGGUCUCGCCGCAGGCACAACAGGCCAUUCUGCAGUUAUCCCUUCAUCACCUUCACCUCUCACAACUAGCAAUAGCAGCACCGCUAGCUGUGGGGCCACCAUUGUGUCACCUCAUGCACAAGUUGUACAGCCCAGUGUGCCCAUCCGAAGCAACAUGGGCACUAUGUCCCUUGUUACAUUAGCUCCCACGUCUGCAGUACAGUCGGCACCACAGGUGGUGGCAACAAGUCAGCCUGCAUCUCUUCAUGGUUCCAAUCUGGCGACUGGAGGCUCAGGCAUUCACCCGAUUUUCACGGUGGUUUCAAACAAGAGCCCCCUGUCCGUGGCACCAGCAUCCACAGCACCAAGCAUAGGAAUACCCCAGAACAGACUUGCAGGCGCAUCACGUCUCGCAACCACUGCGUCUCCAGCAGUGCAACCAACAAGUGUCCAAGUUGCAGGAUCAGCGACUCGCCCGAUAACGACGACCGUGGCCAUUCAUCCACCUACUAUGUCUGUGCCAACAGUCUCGGUUGUAAAGACACGCUCUGAGGAUGCCUCCAAAGACGAUCGACGCUAUGUGCCAGGGACCAAGGUGUUUGGGCCCACGUCUCUGGUGGGAUCUACAGCAGGCAUGCAUUCCAGCAGUGGUCUGGAGGCAACGGCUACGGUGUCGGAGCCCACGGGAAACCUCUUUGUGACUGGUGCAACAGCGAGAAACCUCGCCACAACCAUUUCCUCCGCAUCGAGCAACGCACCGACAACUGCAUCAGCAUUGCCGGCAACUGUCGUCAUUUCCGACACCCGGACAGACAGGCCGGCACAGUUGCAGGGAGCAGCGGCAACACCAUCAUAUGCAGUACCGGCAACAUACUUGUACGAGCCCUAUCCAAUCCAGGGUGCCACCAUUACAAUGCAUCCAUAUGCAGCAGCUACUCCAGCAGGUGUAACACCCGUCUUUCCCGUGGCAUCAGCGCGACCCAGCCGGCCACACCUGGUGAGUGGAGGCAGCAUGCCUUCGUCAGCGACUACCGUAGUGCAUCCGCCACAGCCACUGCAGCAGCAGCAACAGCAGCAGGCUCAACUGUCGCAGCCGCAGCAGCAGCAGCCGACGGCAACACACUUAGGUGCCUUGUCACUGGGUGCUUCUCCGACACUCGGAGUUGCUACCACCUUGGGUUCACCUUCCCCCCUUGGGGCUGCCAGCCCUGUGGGUGCCACCUCCUUAUCAUCAACUGUGGUGCCUACCAUGGGUGCCACAGCGGGUCAAGUUGUCAGCGCAGCGUCUGUUGGUACUUGUCAGGCGACGCCUUCUGCUAUUGCUGCUCCUCCUCCACUGGGCAGUAUGCAGCAGCCAUUGGGAGCAGCUUCUUUGGGCGCAGCUGUGCCACUGGGCUCAACAAUGGGAUCCGGUCCCUUGGGGGCCACGACAGUGCGCGCGCCACUUAUGGUAGCCGUGGACUCGACGAGUGGCCGACAACAUCAGCAGCAGCAGCAGCUAGUUUCCCAUAGUGCUCUUCACACACAGCAAACGGGAUUCACAUCCACUGGUUUGACGGCACAUAGCAACUCGGUAAGCGAUGGUGUGGCCACUUCCCAGCCUUCGGCAGCCACGCAGCCCUACAGCUGUGUAACACCAUCGAAUCUGCUGUCACCUACACACAGCUCAACGCCACCGAAUCACAACACUUCACCCCGUCCUAGCAUAUUGAGGAAACGGACAUUCGAAAGUGCCCACCUUAGUGUAAAGAAGAACCUCAUGGCAUCGCUUCCCGGGUCAGAGCCUGCCAGUCCUCGUUCUGAAGCACCUGCAUCACUUUCAACUACCUCAUCUCCGAAACCUGCGAGUGACAUUCAGCAGGAAAGCAGCAAUAGCAGUAGCACCGCUAGUGACCCACUUUUACCAGAGGCUUCCAAGACGUCAUCAUUGCCUAUGGUCAACAUCAAGCAGGAGCCACCAGACACAUGUGAAACGCCUCCAAACGGAAAUGCCUCGGUCCUGCCUGCUCUUCAAAAUUCUACAGUGGAGGCUUCCCCACGAAAGAAACCGAGAAAGCAGUUACUCUGUGCAACUGAGCUUUUGGACAUCCAUUCCACUGAUGGAGAUGAUGACAUGGAGAAGGAGAGCCUGGAAAAUCUCAAGAAGGAAUUCUCAAGGGGAGAUGACAUGAAGUGUGUGGCUUUCUGCAAAAGGCCAAGCAUGUCAUUGCUUACAAGCUACUCCCACAACUGGAAAACACGCCAGAACCAUUUCAUCAGGCACAGUGACGUCAAACCAAAGGAUGACAAAAAACAGACCGUUAACGAUUUGGCCAACCAGAAAGGUGUACUACAGAAGGCCAAUGGCUGGAAAGUUUUCCACUUGACGUCGCAGAUGGAAGAUGUGGUUGACCUGGAGGAUACAGUCCACAGCAAGCUGUCACAGUUAUUAAACUUUAUUGAAGACAAGCCGCCAGCAAUACGAGUAAAGCCACUCAACAUGGAUGAAGAGCGAAUACUCAACAAGAUUAACGACCUCAUCAAGGGCAACCUUCAGCGCAGCAAGAUUGUGCAGGACCAGGUGACGGAAGCGAAGCAGCAGGUACUUAAGGUGCUUGAUCACAAGCCUAGAAUAGUGGAGAUCAUCGGCAAAUAUGUGAGUAAACGGCCGCUCAAGAAGCGAGAGAAGAUGUGACUCCUGGCACCCACCGCUCCAUUUUAAACCUCACCACAGCCAUCGCCACCCCCAUAACACAUGCCUCUGCCACAGGUUUGUGACCUACCCCGACCUGCUGGGGGGACGUGCGGACAGUAUGCACGAACCCACGAGUGCGUCCACAUCGCAUCCCCCGUGUCAUCACCGUGCACUGUAUACUCCUCAUUGUCAUUUUUGCUUUCUCUUACACGAUCAUGCCUUCAUUGUUUGUAAAAUAGGGACUUGGCUGGCUGCCUUCAUCUCAGUUAGAUGCCUCUGUACAAAGAUCACCUCAAAGACCACAUCAUUAAUGCGCAGAUGGAUGGCACUGCCCACGGAAAGACGGUGAAAGCCAUCCCGACCUUCACCUGUUUGGCCCGUGUUCCGCUGUCUUGGUGAUGAAAGGAAGGACCUUAACAGGCUUUUCUUCGGCAGCACGUUACCCGGUUGGAACACGCCUGUGCAUAGCAAUUGAGGCACGUUACUAUGUGCCCCGCAUAUUGCCCACUACGAUGAUGUGGCCAGCCAUGGUGAUUUGUGAAUUAUGUUGUUCUCAUUCAGCCAUGGUUUUUGUUAUUUAUGUAAAAUAUACUUUUGUUGUGUUUGUAGCCCUCGUUUGUUUUAUGUUACAAGUUAUUUGGCUUAAUAGCCCGGUCUGGCGCGUAGCAACGGCGCAUUGUGGGUGUCAGCUCCGUACCGAUGAAAAGGUCGUUUUACUGCUCAUGUCCCCUCUGCUUUUUUCCAACAUCUCCUCCUCCUCCUUCACGACUCCUUCGUAACAAGCACCGGCACUUAUUCUAUCUCUUCCUGUGCGCCGGUCAGUCACUCGCAUCCGAAAAAAGUCUCACAGAAAAGGCCUGCUGUGAAGCGUGACGUAAAGAUGCUGGUUUGCCCGUAAUAAGUCAAAGCAGACAGCACAAAUCAACAUUCCUUGCCUCGAUAGAAGGUCCUGUCUCUUGCUGUGCAGUUGUUUGAUAAUUCUGGAGUGCUCAGAGGGUAUUUCCUUACACUUGCACACUCACGUACUGGCAUCAGUGAUGUCAUCGUGUUCAGACUUUGCUUGCAACUUGUAUGCUGCAUGUUUGUUUGUAUGGUGUAUGUAAAUAUAUAUAUAUAUAUAUAUAUACAUUGUGAAGACGUGGGCUUGUCUGGGUAAGCUGAUGCUUGACAACCGUUGUGGGAGUAAUAGUCUCUAUCGAUGCUCAGAAAUGGCUAUGUUGUGCUGCAAGAAGGAUGCUUAUGUUUGUGGCAAAGGACACUUAUCAUAGCUACAAUGCAUGAUGAAAUCUUUACUGUUUCAAAUAAUAAUGACCGAAACGAAUGCCCUCGGAAUGGUCAGAGCAAAAAGCAGGAGGUUGUCUAUCGAACCAUGAGAAUGCUUUUUAACUUAAACGCUGUGGCACUUUGCUGCUCGAAUCGCUAAGUUUAGGUGGUGUAGUUUAGAGCUUGUGUAGAGUUAAAGCUACAUUCUGCAUGGUGAAGGGCUACAUGUAUGCAAGUGAACAAAUGUAAAAUCAAGUGAGGCAGUUAUAAAUGUUUUCGAGAUGGCAGCCCCGUCAAAGCAGGGCGUUAUCACUUUAAAAAUGCAUGUGAAUAUUUAAUUUGAAAGUGCACAACUUUCUUUCAGUGUGCCACCAUAAUUUCCGUUUAACAAAGCUUUAUUAUCACACUUUUUGCUACGCCUAGUAACAGCUUUCCCUGUAAAACUUGUUCUGCCUUCAUAAGCAUCAUGAUGAACACUGUUAAUGUCAAAAGAUUGUCGCAAGCUCCAUUUGUGUUGCAUGUACGGACAGUGGAUGUGUAGCAUGGAUGACGAUAUUUUCUUGACACCCAUCUCUUGUUCUCAGUUCUGCCCGCUAGUCCCAACAAUGCCAUAGCCGUCUUUUUCAGGCCACUGUUUCUUCACUGUGCCGAUUCAGCUAUAGAAGGGGUCAUAUUUUGAAAUUGUUGUGGUUGAAGAACUGCCUUACACAACGGACCCUUGUGCCAAGAUUUUAAGUACAUCGUUUGCUAUCUUGUCUCACCUGCCAACACAAUGGGUCCUUCUGGCAAAUUUUAGGCACGAGCUCCACGAGUACUGAAACGAACCGUUUUCAGCAGCACUUGUCAGGGCUUCAUGCUGCCCUCGUGUCUCGUGUUUACGGAUUUACGAGAGAGGCCUCGGUCGCGUGACCGCUCUCAUGCAUGUUUCUCUUCUUUUUUUCUUUAAGUUUCAAGAGGGAAACAGUUCAGGUAUUACAUGCCAACCUGUUUCUUAUUGAACACCCAGUGAAACUACGCUCUUGUAACAUAGGCAGUAAUGUCUGACGCGAGGGAGCUCAGUGACUCGUGUUUUAUAAAGCGCAUUAAAUUAUUUUCUUCAUACCUUGUCUGUGCGUGGUUACACUCUUGUGCACAUUUUGUCUUGGUUGCUGUCAACUGUGUACACACCAUUCAUAUCGUUUUCUUGCAUUGUAUAAAGUAUCAUUACUCUCAUAUCUAUAUCUAUCUAUAUGCAUGUGUAUACAUGUACUUGCUUCAGUGCACUAGAAGCUAGAUGCAGGAAAUGGAGCAUGGAAAGCAAAUAUCAUUUACUUUAUCUUCAGGAUUUUAGACUGUGUUAUAUAAAAUGUUUUUGCUUAACUGCUGCCCGUCUUGAUAAUGUUACAUCAAAAUGAAUUGAGUCGAUCUUGGGUCUCUCGCUUGAGUUUUUGAAAUGACCAUGUCUUGUUUUUCUUGUACAGAUUUUUGUCAUGGCUUUUGCAGGUUGUUGUGUACAUUGUUUUAGUUUAACAGUUUAACUUUUAAGUGCCGACAUCAAGUUUUGUACAUGCGCGAGUUUCAUUUAUGGAAUUCUGCCAUUGUCAUCAUUCACGGUCUUCUGGAAUGUAUCCACUUACUUUGUGAACGCGAAUGUUGAUAUAUGCUGCCUUGCACUUUGUCAUAUUUCACAGUGUACAGACUGUACAUUAAAAGUGACUGAAUCAGAA